CUCCGACUGUGUUCCGGGACACACAGGCGGUGGCGGCCGGCGCGGAGCAGACAUGCCGCGGCCCGGGGGUCCCCUGCUGUGCCUGCUGCUGGCCGUGGCGGUCCCCACCGCCCCCGCGCCCGCUCCCACCACCGCUCCCGAGGCGACUUCGGCUCCGGUGGAGUCGGGCCCGGCUCUCAGCUACCCGCAGGAGGAGGCCACCCUCAACGAGAUGUUCCGCGAGGUUGAGGAACUGAUGGAGGACACGCAGCACAAACUGCGCAGCGCGGUGGAGGAGAUGGAGGCAGAAGAAGCUGCUGCUAAAACGACAUCGGAAGUGAACGUGGCAAGCUUACCCCCCAACUAUCACAAUGAGAGCAGCAUGGAUACCAAGGUUGGGAACAAUACCAUCCAUGUGCAUCAAGAAAUUUACAAGAUAACCAACAACCAGACUGGGCAGAUGGUCAUUUCAGAGACAAUCAGUACAUCCGUGGGAGAUGAAGAAGGCAAAAGGAACCAUGAGUGUAUCAUUGAUGAAGACUGUGGGCCCACCAGCUACUGCCAGUUCUCCAGCUUCCAGUAUACCUGCCAGCCAUGCCGGGACCAGCAGACGCUCUGCACCCGGGACAGUGAGUGCUGUGGAGACCAGCUGUGCGUGUGGGGUCACUGCACCAGAAAGGCCAUCAAAGGUGGCAACGGGACCAUCUGUGACAACCAGAGGGACUGCCAGCCUGGGCUGUGCUGUGCUUUCCGGAAAGGCCUGCUGUUCCCCGUGUGCACACCCCUGCCCGUGGAGGGCGAGCUCUGCCAUGACCCUGCCAGCCGGCUGCUGGACCUCAUCACCUGGGAGCUAGAGCCUGAUGGAGCUUUGGACCGAUGCCCAUGUGCCAGUGGCCUUCUCUGCCAGCCACAAAGCCACAGCCUGGUGUACGUGUGCAAGCCAACUUUUGUUGGCAGCCAACCUGAAGAAAGCCUGCUGCCCAGGGACGUCCCCAUGGAGUACGAAGAUGGCGACAUCAUGGAGGCAGUGCGCCAGGACCUAGAGGACCUGGAGAGGAGCCUGGCCCAGGAGAUAAUGCCCAGGGAUCCCCCCACUGAGCUACUAGGUGGAAAGGAGAUUUAGAUCCAGACCCAUGCAGUGGGUAGAUGUGCAAUAGAAAUGCCUAACUUAUUUCUCCAGGUGUGUCCCCUAGGUGUGGGCUGGCCAGGCUUUCUCUGUGCCCCCUUCCCAGUAAAUUUUCACUUUGGCUUGACAAAAUGAGAUGUUGUGUGUUUGUCUUGCUGCCCCUACCUGUCAUCCACGCACUGCUGUUCCUUGCAGCACAGCGGGGGGCUGGGGCCCAGUGGCCCCGUGCUGUUGGCCACUUGGCCUCUAUAAUGGACAGAUAAUACACUUUGUUCUAUAUCAAACUGAGAAUUGUUUAAGGGAGAAGAGGGAGAAUAGAUGGAGACUCCCCUUGAUGUGUUUAGGGGAAAAUGUGGAAAAGGGUGCCUGCUUUGUAAUCACCUGGAAGAUAUAGCCCCUGACUUUUUCAAGCAGUUCUCCUGGUGGGAGGAGGCAACUGCUAGGAACCAGCCAGCUCCCACCCAUCUGCAUACACCACCUGCAUCCAGCCUUCAGCCCUUUGCCUCAGCUCCCACAGCAAUCAUUUUCUCUUCUCUGGGGAAGGAACUCUUCUGUUUCUCAAGGACCUUGGAGGCUCAGAGAUGACAAGUUUCUUGUUCAGGUUGCACAGCUAGUUUUAUUGGGUGGUCAGGUGAAUCACUCAGGCGUGACCAACAAGCCAAGUGUUUUCCCAUUUACUCCACACCAGCCGCAGUGCCACCAGCAGUGCCCUGAAAAGGAAGGAGAAUGAAUGUUCCUUUUGAGGCAGACCUGGAAUCAAGGUCAGACUACUUCUUGUGUCCCCUCUGAGAUUAAACUUCUAUUAGAAACAAUGAUGUGUGGGUGGUUAUUGUUCUCAUAGAGACCAGUGGCAUGGACAGUGUAACCAUGUUGGCAGCUUUGAAGGCACACUACUGGAAUGCAGUAUGCAAGUUAACCUGCAGAAAACAUAGGUAAUUGUAGAGCCAAGAUCAUAACAGAAAUGUGCAAAAUCGCUUACCAGCACCUUUAGAGCUGUAUCAGCCACAUGGAGAAAGUGAAAUAUGACUGUAAUAACCAACACUGAGCACACCGAACUGGAUGUCCUCCCACAAUGGAUAAUUUUUAGGUGCCAGAAAUUGUUUCCAUCAUGUAUUCAUCCAGAGUUAUUAAAAUUUCAAGUUGCACACAACUGUAUAAGCAUGCUUUGAGUUUUAAAUUAUGUAUAAACACAUAUGCUGCAUUUAAAAAUCAGGCAUAAAUCACAUCAACUACU
Messenger RNA from Perognathus longimembris pacificus (Pacific pocket mouse), 2339 nucleotides. RefSeq names its product dickkopf WNT signaling pathway inhibitor 3 (gene Dkk3). The transcript has 7 exons. Gene Ontology annotation, molecular function: receptor antagonist activity; co-receptor binding. The record is from RefSeq and is a predicted model, not a curated record. Gene Ontology annotation, biological process: negative regulation of canonical Wnt signaling pathway; multicellular organism development. Gene Ontology annotation, cellular component: extracellular region. NCBI's taxonomy places the organism in Eukaryota, Metazoa, Chordata, Mammalia, Rodentia, Heteromyidae. The coding region runs from base 53 to 1102 and encodes 349 amino acids.